This is a messenger RNA of Striga hermonthica, 498 nucleotides long. NCBI's taxonomy places the organism in Eukaryota, Viridiplantae, Streptophyta, Magnoliopsida, Lamiales, Orobanchaceae. The record is from the annotation of a GenBank genome assembly.
AUGAAAGACAAAAAGACGAUGAACAACAAGAACACGAUUAGUGGCGGAGAACAAGAAGAUAUCGAGCACGAUAUCAUGGGGGCCGACGGAGGCGGGAGGAAGAGGGCGGCGGCCGCCGCCGCCAAGAGGGCCGGCGGGAGCUCGAUGAAGAACUGCCAGGUGGAGAGGUGCCUGGUGGAUCUGAACGAGGCCAAGACCUACCACCGGCGGCACAGGGUUUGUGAGCACCACGCCAAGGCUCAGGCGGUGGUCGUCGCCGGAAUCCGGCAGAGGUUCUGCCAGCAAUGCAGCAGGUUCCACGAGCUCUCGGAGUUUGACGAAGCCAAAAGAAGCUGUCGCAGGCGUCUCGCCGGCCACAACGAGAGGAGGAGAAAGAAUUUUUCCGAUAGUAACAAUUUUUCUCAAGCAACCGAAGGCUCGCCGGCCGGUAAUUAUGGGCAAGUUGAUGAUCGGGGAAGAAUUCAGUUCACCGUCGUUCAAGAAAAUGCAAAGUACUAA